AUGUCAAACAAAACCUACAACGAUUUGAUGACCGAGACAUCAGAGCUUCUAGGAGAAGCUACGCAAGCAGACGAGGCAGUCUUCGAAGGAGGAGCAGCGGAAAGGGUAGCGCUGCAGCCGCUGCUUUCCGAACUUCGCAUCAGAUACACAGUGCUAUUGGGAAAAUUAGACGCUGUGUAUGACCAGCUCUUGCAACCGCAAAAGCGCUUGAUUGUCAGGCGACUGCUGGAAGCGUGCUUGGGGAGGCUGAUUGAAAUAAAACACGAUCUGGUUGAGAUUCAGAUGUCAGACUUUACGUAUGAUGAUGAUGAGACCCUCAACAAGCUCCAAGUGACCCCAUUCGAAGCUGAACCAUGCAUCCCGCAAUACUUCAUCAGGGAGAGGGAAGAAGAAUACCAAAGCCGAAGGCAGUUCAUCAUUGAUACCCUGAAGAAGCUGGGCCACGAGCCUCCUAGACCAGAACCCCUGGUGCUGACUGAACAGCAAGCUGUGCUGAUCAUACAAAGUCAUGAAAGAGCUCGACAAGGAAGAUUAAGAGGACAAUUUAUGAAAGAAAUCCGUCUCCUGAAAGAAAAAGGACGAGAUCAGAAAGGGGAAAUGUCAGCAUCUGCAGCAACAGCCAUUCAAAGAGUGUGGCGUGGAUUCCUAGCGAGGAGGGAGACCAAGAAACGAAAGAAAGAAGAACAACUCCUGAUUGGAAUGGAGUUGCCUCCUUAUUAUGAGUCGCAGAAAGUUAAAAAAGCUGAAGAGGUUAAAGAAUAUCGUCGUAAACUUCAAAAAGAACGGGCAGAAGAAUAUACCAAAGCUUUAGAUACGAUAGAAGAUUCACUUCGAGCUCAGCACGCAGCCAGACUCAAUGAACAGAUUGGAGAUGAGCUGAGAAGAUGGAUUUCUGAAUACUAUGAGAGGACCGACAGACUACCUGAGAUACCAUCUGAGGAAAGUGGGGGGAGCCGAGCUAUGUAUAGCAGACAAGGUAUGGAGAGUGAACUGAGCAAAUCCUCUCCUGUUUCUUCUGGAGGAUCUAAAAGGAGUAAAGAUAGCAAAGACAAGAAGAGCAGUAAAAAUGGCGACGCUAAACCUCAAAAAGAUGAAGGAGAAGACUUGAUUACUUAUAAAUGCACGCCCUCGUCUUUUUUACAAGACAUUGUUAAUGCUAAUGAAGAGUUUGAAGAUAUUUGGAAAUUCAAAGAAGAUGUAGACAACACCCACGAAAGAUAUUAUAAAGACAUGAUUGAACGAGAAAAAAUGGUUAAAAUAGAACAAGAAAUACGAAAUGUUGUUGAUGAAAUGAUGAGAAAUGAACUGGAAUUGUUGCAAGCUGCUUAUGAUAAGGAUAAGGCCAUCAAAGGGAAGAAAUCUAAGAAGCCUCAAAAAAAGGUUCGGAGAGGAGGCAAAAAAAACAAGAAGAAGAAGGAAAAAGAUCUCACACCUGAUAGAACAACUGAAUCCCUUUUCGAAGAACUUGUGUCAAAUGGCAUCAUCAAACCGUACCCGAUGGUAAAAAUCGAUGAUUAUAUCGGAGAAAAGUCUUACCUAGGUGAUGAGAUGCGAAAGAAAUGCGAAGACCCGACUCCGUGUUUGGGUGAUAUCAGGCAACUUAUCAAAGAAUAUUGCAUUUUGCCACUCGGUUCAGAACAUGUCAGGACAAAUGCACCUUUGAUUAGAUCAGUCCUUAUUUCAGGUCCAUCAGGUAGUGGCAAAAAGAUGCUAGUCCACGCAAUUUGCAGUGAAGCUGGAGCAAUGCUCUUCGACCUGACACCAGCAAACAUAGUCGGCAAAUACCCUGGCAAGACCGGCUUGAUCAUGCUGAUCCAUUUAGUGAUGAAAGUAUCACGUCUUCUCCAGCCAUCUGUUAUUUGGAUGGAUGAGGCUGAUAAGCCAUUUGUUAAGAAGAUACCGAAGACUGAUAAGACUGAUCCGAAAAGACUGAAGAAGGAUUUGGUGAAGAUAAUAAAAGGUAUUUACCCAGAAGACCGCGUCCUCUUCGUGGGGACGUCCAAGACCCCAUGGGACGCCGAGCAGAAGCUCCUCUUCCAAUGCUACAACAAGGUGAUCCAGAUACCCAGAGCUGACUACGGCAGCAUAUCCUUGAUGUGGAGGAUGCGACUCCAUAAAGCUGGUGCCUUGUCUCCGAGACUCGAUCUGAGCUGUUUGUCGAGGGUGUCUGAUUCAUAUACUCUUGGAACAUUACAAGCAGCUUUGAAUGCAGUGCUGACCACGAAAAGAAGACUGCAACUGCGCGUACGCGCAUUGACUGCCCAAGAGAUCGCCGUUCAACUAAGUGCUAUGGAACCAGUAUACGCUGAACAGGAUGCCGCAGCAGAAACAUGGUGGUACAAGACACCAAUGGAGAAGAAGCGACAGAAGAUAUUGCAGAAAAUACAAGAAAUGGCGUUGGAAGCUGAAGAAAAUGCCGCCAAGUAGAUUGACGCAUUGUUUUUUAAUUAU
Molecule: messenger RNA, 2451 nt
Organism: Ostrinia nubilalis (European corn borer)
Lineage: Eukaryota; Metazoa; Arthropoda; Insecta; Lepidoptera; Crambidae
Product: dynein regulatory complex protein 11
Exons: 11
Coding region: 1-2427 (808 amino acids)
Molecular function (GO): ATP binding; protein binding; ATP hydrolysis activity
Source: RefSeq, a predicted model, not a curated record